AUGUGCCGUUGGCUUCAGAGCGCCGGGUGCGACGUCUCGCUCCGCAACUGCAAUGGGCACAGCGCCGCGGCGAUCAAAGGGCGGCGCGCCGUCUGCGAGUGGCUCCUCUCCCCGGAGGGGGGAGGGCUGGGCGAGCAGCACUUGCGCGCCGACGGCGACGGAAACACGCCCGCGCGCAUGGCGCGCGCCGAGGGGUUCGAGGAGCUUGCCGACUACCUGGAGGAGCGGCAGCGGGAGCUCGCGACGCCGCCGGCAGCGAUGGAGAAGCGUGGGGAGGGGUAG
Emiliania huxleyi CCMP1516 is the source of this 282-nucleotide messenger RNA. RefSeq lists its product as hypothetical. The record is from RefSeq and is a predicted model, not a curated record. Lineage: Eukaryota; Haptophyta; Isochrysidales; Noelaerhabdaceae. The transcript has 2 exons. Bases 1 to 282 code for a protein of 93 amino acids.